UUUUGUUGAUUUAUUUUGUACGCGUUAUAAAUUAACGGUAUUUUAGUAUAUAAAAAUAAUAACUAAAAUAAAAAUAUUUUUAGUUAUUUUUUUGAAUCGGUAACAAUUGAAUGUGUUUUUAUUUUUUUUUGGAAAUAAAGAAUAAACAACAAAUUAUAAAGAAAAACAAUAAUAAUUGUGUGAUUAAACGACGAGAGUUUAAAAUAACAAUAAAAAUUAACAAUAUAAGUAAUAAGCAAAUUCAUUCACUUCACUCACACGUAAAAUACAAAUAAAAACAAAAUAUAUACCGUUAAAAAUACUCACUAAAUGAGUACAAAUUAAAUUUAAUAAUAAAGUUCACAAUAAUAACUAGAAUUAUUUUAUGGGAGCAAUAACGACAAUAACUUAAUUUACUUGUAUCAUUAUAGGAUUAUAUAUAACUACAUAUAUAAAAUUAAAAUAAUACUAAGGAAAUAAAAUAAACAAAGAAAAUUGAAAAAUAAAAAUAUUGAAUUAAAUUUCAAUUUAAAUUUUAAAAUAUUUUAUAAAUAUAUAAGAAUUAAAACAAAUAAAAUAGAAUAAAUAUGUAUGGAAAAAAGAAUAAAUUAUGUACAAAAUUAUCUAGCGCAUUUUUAAGAAAGUGGUGGUUUGCGAUAGCAUUUGCAUUAUGUUUAAUAAUAUUGGGUAUUCUAGUCACAUGUGGUUUUAUGUCAGUAGUUAGAUUAGUUAUAGAUCAUCAAAUUGCACUUAGAAAUGGAACUCAAACAUUUGGAUGGUGGGCAAAACCACCAGUUGAACCAAUGAUUAAAGUUUAUGUAUAUAAUGUUACAAAUGCUGAUGAUUUCUUAAAUAAUGGAACAAAAGCUGUAUUAGAUGAAUUAGGACCUUAUGUAUAUGCUGAAACAUGGGAAAGAGAAAAUAUUGUUGAAAAUGAUAAUGGUACAAUAACAUUCAGUAUGAAAAAAACUUUUGUUUUCCGUGAGGAUUUAUCAAAUGGCCUUGAAGAUGAUGUUGUAAUUGUUCCAAAUAUUCCAAUGUUAAGUGCAACAUCCCAAAGUAAAAAUGCUGCUAGAUUCUUAAGAUUAGCUAUGGCUAGUAUUAUGGAUAUUUUAAAAAUAAAACCAUUUGUUGAAGUUUCUGUUGGACAAUUAUUAUGGGGUUAUGAAGAUCCAUUAUUAAAAUUAGCAAAAGAUGUUGUACCAAAAGAACAAAAAUUACCAUAUGAAGAAUUUGGUCUUAUGUAUGGUAAAAAUGGUACUUCAAAGGAUCGUGUAACAAUAUUUUCUGGUACACAAGAUAUUACAAAAUAUGGUUUAAUCGAUAGAUUUAAUGGUAAAACACAUUUACCACAUUGGUUAACUGAAGAAUGUAAUCGUUUAAAUGGUUCAGAUGGUUCAAUUUUCCCACCACAUAUGACUACCGAUACAAAAUUACAUGUUUAUGAUAAAGAUUUAUGUAGACUUUUACCAUUGGUAUUCGAAAAAGAAAUUAUAACUAAAAAUGGUGUUAAAGGUUAUAGAUUUACACCACCAGAAAAUGUAUUCGAUGAUGUUGAAAGUAAUAUGGAAAAUUCAUGUUUCUGUCCAGCUGGACCGCCAUCAUGUGCACCAAAAGGAUUAUUUAAUGUUUCAUUAUGCCAAUAUGACUCACCAAUUAUGUUAAGUUUUCCACAUUUCUAUCUUGCCGAUGAUACAUUUAGAACAGCUGUUGAAGGUAUUUCACCACCUGAAAAAGAAAAACAUCAAUUUUAUCUGGAUGUACAACCGGAUAUGGGAACAACAUUAAGUGCACGUGUUGGUGUUCAAAUUAAUUUGGCUGUAUCACAAGUUGUUGAUAUUAAACAAGUUGCAAAUUUCCCAGAUAUUGUAUUUCCAAUUAUGUGGUUUAGUGAAGGUAUUGAUGGAUUACCAGAUGAAGUGACAAAUUUAAUGAAUUUAGCUGCAAAUAUACCACCAAAAGCACGUAUUGGUUUAAUGAUCGGUCUAUUUGUAUUAGGUGGUCUUUUAUUAAUGAUUGCUGUAUUCUGUUUAAUAAGAAGUUCACAUAGGCAAAGUACAUUACAUUUAGAAGGUUCAAAUUAUUUAGCAACAGCACAAGUAGAUUUGGCUAAAAAGAAAGCAAAAGAAAAUAAACAAUAAGAUGUUUUUUUUUUUUUUUGUUUUUAGGGAAAAAAAUUAUACAAAUUAAUUAUACACAAUAUGCAAUAUGAAAAAAAAAAAUAUAAAAAGUAAAUUAUGAGAAAAGUAAAACAUAAAAAUUUUAUAUUAAAUUUUAAGAAAUUUAAAAAAGAAACAAAAAAACAUGUAGAAAUAUGGAAUUAUUUACCUAUUAACUUAAUUAAUUUCACUUGAAAUUCCAAUUAUUUUAUAGAUCUUUUAAAAUUUAUUAAAUAAUUCUGUUUAAAUUAAAAAUGACAAUUAUUGUCAAAAUUUUCACUCAUUACAAAAAUCAAAUGUGACAAAUGCUUUUAAGAUUUAAACUCAAAAUAGACAUUAUUUUUAAUUUGUGAUUCUCUAUUUCAAUUUCGAGUAUCAAAACAUUAUUUAUAAAAUAAACAAUUACGUAUACUCUCAUUUUAAAUCUCACCAUUCCUGUAACUCUUUUUUAACAUAAUAAUUUAAUUAUUAAUUCAACUUAUUCUCCUUAAAUAAAAUUU
Messenger RNA from Condylostylus longicornis, 2638 nucleotides. Its product is annotated as scavenger receptor class B member 1-like. The record is from RefSeq and is a predicted model, not a curated record. Gene Ontology annotation, molecular function: scavenger receptor activity. Gene Ontology annotation, cellular component: cytoplasm; membrane; lysosome. The coding region runs from base 567 to 2120 and encodes 517 amino acids. The transcript has 8 exons. Lineage: Eukaryota; Metazoa; Arthropoda; Insecta; Diptera; Dolichopodidae.